CGUAGUUAUUUCAUAAGCUCUGGUAUAAAAAGGCAAUUCGCCCAAAACUUGUAAUUAGAAAUCGUGAUGGCAGCAAGGCAUUUAUUAAUUUUCGCGUGUGCGCUGUUGCUCUGUGUGCAGAACGCGUACAGUCUCUCGUGCUACAAGUGUGAAAAGGAGGCCUGUAAAGCAGAAGUGUCCAAAGAACAAUUUUGCACGACGGAAAAAGAUGUAUGCUAUAGUCUGUCGCACCCCAAAUCCGGGAAUGUAAUGGAAAGAGGUUGCAAAACUAAAGAUUUCUGCGAUAUUUACGCAUCGUGCAAAACAUGUACUUCAGACUUCUGCAAUUCGACGCCCACCAUUCUGCCGUCUUUCCUUUUAAUCGGUGUCUCUGCGCUUGUAGCAGGCAGGUUUUUCCGGGGAUGAAGAAUUUGAAUAUGCCAUAAGCUAACUAAUUUGAUGUACUUUUAAGAAACUGAAAUAAAACCCUUUUUUUUUACAAAAAUGUACUAGUGCUCCGGCUAUAACAAAUCUCUGAAUAAAUACGACGGACUCUUAUGGA
Photinus pyralis (common eastern firefly) is the source of this 541-nucleotide messenger RNA. RefSeq lists its product as uncharacterized. Bases 67 to 405 code for a protein of 112 amino acids. The transcript is spliced from 3 exons. NCBI's taxonomy places the organism in Eukaryota, Metazoa, Arthropoda, Insecta, Coleoptera, Lampyridae. The record is from RefSeq and is a predicted model, not a curated record.